Messenger RNA from Pestalotiopsis fici W106-1, 1284 nucleotides. Its product is annotated as Fumarylacetoacetase. Gene Ontology annotation, biological process: L-tyrosine catabolic process; homogentisate catabolic process; L-phenylalanine catabolic process. The record is from RefSeq and is a predicted model, not a curated record. The transcript is spliced from 2 exons. Lineage: Eukaryota; Fungi; Ascomycota; Sordariomycetes; Amphisphaeriales; Sporocadaceae. Bases 1 to 1284 code for a protein of 427 amino acids. Gene Ontology annotation, molecular function: fumarylacetoacetase activity.
AUGGCGACGACUUGGGUUCCCGACGUGUCGCCGGCUAGUCCCUUCUCACUGGCCAAUAUCCCUUUCGGCAUCAUCACCACCCAAGACGAUCCCACGCCUCGUGCUGCCACUGCAAUUGGCUCUCAUGUGCUGGACCUCAAGGCUUUGUCACAGUCCAGAAGUCUCAUUGAUGGCGGCGACCAAGAUCACGUCUUUAGUCAGCCAACUUUGAACGAUUUUGCUGCCCUCGGCAGACCAGUUCACCGCCAGGUUCGGCAACUGCUGCAAGACAUCCUGGCCGUCGACACCAAGUAUGCCGAUGUUUUGAAAGACAAUGAGUCCCUGCGGCAAAAGGCCUUGAUCCCACAAAGCAAGGUCAAGUUGCACUUGCCCAUGCGUGUUGGUGACUAUACAGACUUCUAUGCCGGCUACAACCACGCAUACAAUGUUGGAGUCCUUUUCCGAGGGCCCGCCAACGCCUUGCAGCCCAACUAUACACACCUACCUGUGGGCUAUCAUGGCCGUGCCUCGAGUAUUGUUGUCUCUGGCACACCCGUCCCCAGACCCUGGGGUCAGAUCUUGCUCGACCCAACUGCCGAACCCAAGCAACCAACCACGGCUCCCUGCCGAAGACUGGACUUCGAGCUCGAGCUGGGCUGUUUUAUCAGCAAGUCAAACUCUCUCGGAGACCCCAUCAAGGUCGACAAUGCCGAGGAGCACAUUUUCGGUUAUGUCCUUCUCAACGACUGGAGUGCCCGAGACAUUCAAGCAUGGGAAUAUGUGCCACUGGGACCCUUCAACUCAAAAAACUUUGCUUCAACCAUUAGCCCGUGGGUUGUUUUGGCCGAUGCUCUCGAGCCAUUCAGAACGACGGGUAUUGAGAACAAGGCGCCCCGUCAGGACUACCUGAGCGAGAGUCAGACAGAGACAGCGUUUGAUAUCAAGCUGGAGAUUGAUUUGACCACCCCCGAGGGAGACACAACUACGAUCAGCAAGACAAGCUCAAAGAACCUCAUGUGGUCCUUCCCGCAAAUGAUUGCUCACCACACGCUGGGAGGCUGCAAUCUAAACACUGGUGAUCUUUUGGGUUCUGGUACCAUUAGUGGUCUUGAGCCGUCUGAAAGAGGCAGCCUAUUGGAGAUGAAUGAAGGCGGAAAGAAAGACAUCAUGAUUGCCGGCAUGAAUGUUCGCAAGUUUCUGAAAGAUGGCGAUACCAUUACGAUGCGUGGCGUGUGUGGCAACGAUGGCGCAAAGGUUGGGUUUGGCGACUGCAGAGGAACAAUCCUUACUGCUAUCCAAAGGUAA